Messenger RNA from Electrophorus electricus (electric eel), 4821 nucleotides. RefSeq names its product potassium voltage-gated channel, subfamily H (eag-related), member 1b (gene kcnh1b). The record is from RefSeq and is a predicted model, not a curated record. Gene Ontology annotation, cellular component: plasma membrane; voltage-gated potassium channel complex. Lineage: Eukaryota; Metazoa; Chordata; Actinopteri; Gymnotiformes; Gymnotidae. Gene Ontology annotation, biological process: potassium ion transmembrane transport; regulation of membrane potential. Gene Ontology annotation, molecular function: delayed rectifier potassium channel activity.
UCGUUCGGACAAUUUAAGUUCUCUUCUGUCGGGAUGGCAGGGGGACGCAGAGGACUUGUGGCCCCCCAGAACACUUUUCUUGAGAACGUUGUCCGGAGGUCCAACGACACAAAUUUUGUUUUGGGAAAUGCUCAGAUUGUGGACUGGCCCAUUGUUUACAGUAACGAUGGCUUCUGUAAGCUGUCUGGGUACCAUCGCGCCGAAGUCAUGCAGAAGAGCAGCACCUGCAGCUUCAUGUAUGGUGAGCUCACAGACUACGAGACUCGUGAGAGAGUGCGCCAGACCUUUGAGAACUAUGAAACAAGUUCCUUUGAAAUUCUCAUGUACAAGAAGAAUCGAAUGCCGGUGUGGUUUUUCAUUAAGAUCGCCCCGAUCCGCAACGAGCAGGACAAAGUCGUGCUCUUCCUGUGCACGUUCAACGACAUCACUGUGUUUAAACAGCCCAUCGAGGAUGAUUUGGUUAAAGGAUGGGGCAAGUUUGCUCGUCUGACGCGAGCUUUGACCAGCAGCCGUGGGGUCCUACAGCAGCUGCCUCCCUCUGUUCACAAGGGCGAGAAUGUUCACAAGCACUCUCGUUUGGCUGAGGUACUGCAGCUGGGUUCAGACAUCCUCCCCCAGUACAUACAAGAGACCCCCAAAACACCACCCCACAUCAUCCUACACUACUGCACCUUCAAGACCACGUGGGACUGGGUCAUCCUCAUCCUCACCUUCUACACGGCCAUCAUGGUGCCCUACAAUGUCUCCUUCAAGACCAAGCAGAACAACGUUGCCUGGCUGGUGGUGGACAGCAUCGUGGAUGUGAUUUUCCUAGUGGACAUAGUGUUGAAUUUCCACACAACGUUCGUUGGGCCGGCUGGGGAGGUGAUCUCAGACCCCAAACUAAUCCGCAUGAAUUAUGUAAAGACCUGGUUCAUCAUUGACCUCUUGUCCUGUCUACCCUAUGAUGUCAUCAAUGCUUUUGAGAAUGUGGAUGAGGGCAUCAGCAGUCUCUUCAGCUCCCUGAAGGUGGUGCGUCUGCUGCGUUUGGGCCGCGUGGCCCGGAAGAUGGACCACUACAUUGAGUACAGCGCCGCCGUCCUGGUGCUACUGGUGUGCGUGUUCGGCCUGGCCGCCCACUGGCUGGCCUGCAUCUGGUACAGCAUCGGCGACUACGAGGUCACCGACGAGGACCACAGGACCGUGCGGAAGGACAGCUGGCUGUACCUGCUGGGCGAGGCGGCGGGGACGCCGUACCGCUUCAACGCCAGCGGCAUGGGGCGCUGGGAGGGCGGGCCCAGUAAGGACUCUGUCUACAUCACCUCCCUCUACUUCACUAUGACCAGUCUGACCAGUAUCGGCUUCGGGAAUAUCGCUCCCACCACGGACGGAGAGAAGAUCUUUGCCGUCGCCAUGAUGAUGAUCGGAUCUCUUCUGUACGCCACCAUCUUCGGUAACGUGACCACCAUCUUUCAGCAGAUGUACGCUAAUACUAACCGCUACCACGAGAUGCUGAACAGCGUUCGAGACUUCCUGAAGCUCUACCAAGUCCCUAAGGGCCUGAGCGAGAGAGUCAUGGACUACAUCGCAUCCACGUGGUCCAUGUCCAGGGGAAUCGACACUGACAAGGUGUUGCACAUCUGCCCAAAGGACAUGCGUGCGGAUAUUUGUGUCCACCUCAACAGGAAGGUGUUCAAAGAGCAUCCUGCCUUCCGCCUGGCCAGUGAUGGCUGUUUGAGAGCCUUAGCCAUGGAGUUCCAGACCAUCCACAGCGCUCCAGGGGACCUCAUCUACCAUGCCGGUGAAAGCGUGGACAGCCUCUGCUUCGUGGUGUCUGGAUCCCUGGAAGUCAUUCAGGACGAUGAGGUGGUGGCCAUUUUGGGAAAAGGUGAUGUAUUUGGAGAUGUAUUCUGGAAGGAACUGAAUUUAGCACAGUCCUGUGCUAAUGUUCGGGCACUAACCUACUGUGAUCUUCACAUCAUCAAGCGCGAUGCUUUACAGAAAGUUCUGGAAUUCUACAUCGCCUUCUCGAACCACUUCUCACGGAACCUGGUGCUCACCUACAACCUGAGGAAGAGGAUCAUCUUCCGCAAGAUCAGUGACGUGAAGCGUGAGGAAGAGGAAAUGCUGAAGAGGAAGGACGAAGCCCCUCUCAACCUUCCUCCAGACCAUCCUGUUCGCCGCCUCUUCCAGCGCUUCCGACAGCAGAAGGAGGCGAGGCUGGCUUUGGAGCGAGCCAAUCAGGGAGAAGUAGAUGUGGAAAGAGGCUCUAGCCGCAUGGAGAAGACUGUGGCCCCUGAGGUCAACCCGACCUCCAGCCUGCUCACAGUCACCGAGGGCCCCACCACAGCCAUUGCUUCUUCUUCAUCUGCCAUCACUAAUUCAAGGAAUUCAAAUCGAGUUAAACUUAUGCCCCCUGAUGGCUCCAGCACAAAGGAAGGAAGUAAAUCUGCUGAACCGCCCAAGUCCAAACCCUGGGGUCGGUUUAAGGAGUCCACAGGUAAGUCAGAUCUUUCCUGGAGCUCUGAAUCCAUGGAGACCCUCCCAGACAGGACUAAGUCACAAGAUGAGCUUUCGUUGAAGAAGACAGACUCGUUUGACAGCGGCAUCAUUAAGAGUGACCUACGGUUGGAUAUUGUGGAGGAGGGCUCAGGACAGACCCCUCUGGACCGGAGCCCAGUGCAGGCCGAGGGCAGGCGAGCAUUCAACCCCACUUCAGAACAUAGUCUCCAGAUGUCUGUCCUGGAACUGAAGCAGGAGCUGAGAGGAGACAUACGCUCACUCCACAGACGCAUGGCAGUGCUCGAGGGGCAGCUAGCCGAGAUGCUAGCAGUGCUCAAAGCAAGAACGGCAUCGGCAUCGACACACCUGUUCGAGUUAUCGCAACCUGAGUCGCCAGACUCAGACAAAGAUACUGACAUGUGCUAAGUGGUUGAAUGGGGCAUGACUUUAGUAGUAGGUCUCUAAGGGGACUGGGUCCAAGGACAUAUCAUAUGCUGAUAAAUCUCUGGGUGAGUCUUAAAUGAGAUAACUCACACUUACAGGAGGGUUUUUUAGAGGCAGGUAUGAAAGUGAUUUGCAUAACUGACAGCCACACUGAGAAUUUGCUGAAUCUACGAUGUGCUCUCCUAAAACACAUCAAAUGUUGACUUCCAUUUUUUUAUUGUCUUUAUUUUUAUUGGAUUAAAUGACUGUGGAUAUCGGAUUGAAUGGACUCUGCAAAUGUACAACUGUUAGCGUCUGAUUCUUUGUUCAGUCUGAGACACAGUUCUUCAUUUAGUGUCUGAUUCUUUGUUCAGUCUGAGACAGUUCUUCAGUUAGUGUCUGAUUCUUUGUUCAGUCUGAGACACAUUUCUUCUUCAGGUAUAAGAGUUGUGAGGCCUGAUUUAUUGACUAAAUCUGAUUUAUUGUAUGGAUCAUAGUUAAGAAAAUAUCAGCCUGACAUUAUACAAUUCAGAGAUUAUAUCACAUUGAAUACAAUAAGCAUUUAAAUUGCUGAAACUGAACUGAACAGGAAGUGAAUUCAACUGCAAAAAAAUCCACCAAUUACAGGGCCAGAUUUAAAGUCAUGCAAAAACCAUAGAAUAAUAGCAUAGGUUGUAUAAUGGAAUAUAAACUAAUCUAAUCAAAUCUAUUUGUGAAUGCAUGUUAUUAAAACUAAUAUUCUGACACUUUAUGUCACAAACCCAAAUAUUUCCACCUGCAGCUCAGUGAUGUGGACCAUGUGGACACUAGUAUGUCUACCUGGUAACAGCAACACAUGUUCAACUUCACCUUGAACAUCCUUUCAUUUUCUGAAAUACAGAAUCAUAACUAGGUGAAUAUAUAGAUUUUUAUCAUUUUAAUAUCAAUACAUUUAUGACAUGCUAUUAAUUGAAAUGAAUAAAAAAUAAUAAGAUGUAUAAGUAAUACAUUAACUAUCAUGUUUUUGAAGUGCAUGUUCUUGUGGUAAGAACUGAAACUAUGCCUGGAUCAGGGUUAGCCUAGCCACGAUAAAUAAGCAUGUGAUUUGUAAUCAUGGAUCAGGGUUAGCCUAGCCACAGUGUGACUUGUAAUUAUGUUCUUAUUUCUCAAUAUUAACAUACUUAUUUUCCUAUUUUUUUUCCUAAAGUACAUUUUUAUCAUGGUUCUGUGUGCUUUCAUAACGUGUUCUAUUUUAUUUUUUAGUAUUAAGGUGUUAAAUGAAUUUGCCAUGUAUAAUAAUUACUAGCUAUAAAAAGAGUUCAUUUCUAAGGAAGAACAGCUAAUUUGCACUUAAACAUACGGUCAGUGUCUUUACUGGGUGGUGCCCGUCUACUGCACACCUUAAUGUCUUCUCUGUUAUGGUAUUACUUAUGAUUAAUUAUUUAUGAAUUAUGCUAAUUAUUAAGCUAAUUAUGAUAUGAUCAGCCAAACAAAGUGUGGUGGUAAAACCAUGAGUUUGAGCAGGACAGUGUCUCUACAGUUUUGAGUCGGAGAAAUUGUGAUUUAAACAAUAAUCUUUAAGAAGGUCACAUACAAUUAAGAAAAACUACAUUUCAGUUUUCAUCUGCAGUAAAUCUUUUUUUUAAAUUUCAAAUUUAAGCCAGACUGAAAUAUCCAGAGUGACCUACAUUUUUCAGCACAGAUAACACUCAACAUUUUGUAGUCACCGUAGAUUGUAUUUCAAUUUCCAAACAUUUCUUGUUAAACUCUGUACAUAUUUUGUAAAAAGCCCAAAACAGCCAAGUUGCACUUAUGUUUGUUCUUGAUAUUAAUUACAAAAAAUGUAUGGUAACUAUAAAUACAAGAUCUUAUACCUGAAAUAUUUAAUGUUCUACACUAUAUUGCCAAAAGUAUUCACUUACUCAUCUAAGUCAUUGA